UGGGGGGUUUGUUUGUUUGUGGGUGUUUUUGUUUGGGUGGGCUUUUUUGUUUGUUUUCCCCCAAAACCUUCACAUUCUCCUAAAAUAAACAUAGCCCGGUGGUAAUGAAAUCAAUUUCCUUAGAGUUGGAUAGGGACUCAGCAGACAUGAGGUACUAUAGAGAUUUUUAGCUUCAGGAUAAACAGAGAAACUGACAGGUUUUUACAAUGCUGACCAAGAGUCAUAUAUCUUCAUCCAAACAUACAAAUGUAAACAUUUCAUGUAUUCACAACAAUGUUGUCUAUGUUCUAGAAAAGUUUUUACAGGUGUGGUGUUUAUUUGUGAUAGUUAAAUUCUCAUGGUGUCUUUGCUGGUGUACACUGGUAACAAAGUGUUAAUUUUUUUUUUCCAUGAAGUGAGUUUUUCUCAGCACCGGAUGUUUUCCUCUGCCUGUGUUGUGGAAGUAUCAAGUUGUUAAAUUGAAUUUAAAAAUGCAAGGUGCCUUGUUACUGUGCACAUAAACAUCUUCCAAACUCAUGGGAGACUUUUGAUGUUUACAGUUUAAUCCUUUAUUGACUUAACAUUUAUUGUUCUCCACUCUGAAAACUGUAAGUCGCUGUAUGUAACAUUAGUUUGUAGCUUAGUUAUAGUUACCUUUGAACCAUAUCUGAGAAGAUGGUAGUGAACUAUAACUUCAGUGAAAGGGAGUCAGUCUGAAUUACUUUAAAGGAACUGGAGUUUUUAAGAAAUGUUAACUCUGUUAUGUAAUCCAUCAUGCAUCCAGAUGAGGAAAAUGGAUUUAAUACCACAAACUGUGUAGAGCAUUUGAGAACUUCCUAUCUAAUGAUUAAAGACUAUUGAAUGCAUUGUCAUAGAAUAAAAAAUAAGAUGUAGCUUUGGAUAGAGGACAGCCUUGUAACCAAAGCACUUUACAUAUUAAUUUUUAAAGGAAUUACAGAAGGAAUGUGUUGAUCUUGUGUUAUUUCCACUGAUGCUUUCCCCAGGAAAUACAUAAUUUCCAUAAUGAUUUAAAGGAAGUAGAAGAUGAAUAGGCAUUUGAGAUACUUCUCUCACUGCUGAUGAGAUUCAGCUCUGUUGCCGGAGAAAGGAUGGAAUUUAUUGAAUGAAGUUGCAACAUUUCCCAGACAGAGGUGCCAUGUGGAAAUAGUAUGGCAUGUGCUCAAUGAAUUUGAAAUACCCAAGGUCUGACUGUCCCAUAGAAGACUUACUGGGUGUAAACCACAUGAUGACCUGAGAAUGCGCAGAAAGCCUAGUGUGUCCUGAAAGUGUGGUGGGGUUUAUGAGAUCUCUGCUGUGGAUCAUGUGAAACACCCUGGCAUAUGUCAAAUCCCUGGAAGGAUUUGCUUGGACUUUGUGACUAUAGGUGUUUUCCUGUCAUUUCUGGAAAUCUUUCACAAACAUCUGCAAUUAACUUGUUCUUCUUACCUAGGUUUUCUUUUCCCUCCUGUGUUUGGAGAAAUCUGCCUGUAUGGUUACCAUAUGUUCAUACUGUCUUUACUUGCAAGGAAACAAACACGCUUAGUGAAGUCUGCAUAUUGUUACUUUUGGUGUCUUAUUUUUACUGUAUUUUGUAUAUGAAACUAUUUCAGUUAAAAACUUCUGUCAAAUGUGUGUUUGCCUUUUUUUAGUGAUUUUGCUAGCAAUUAUUUUUAAGAUACAAAAAUGUAAAAUUAAAAAUUAGAGUAGAGACAAUUGUCGAUCUCAAUGUACUCAGUGUAUAUCUCAAGCAACCUGUGAUAAGCACAUGCAUUGUUUGUGGAUUUUUUUAAAUUACAGUUGUGUAGGUCAUCUCUGGCUUCUUGACUGGUUGACAUCAGACAUGUUUAUGUUGAUGUUGUGUAAUAUGGUUGCAGUUACAUAGUUGCAAUCAAGUGUAUAAUUAAAAUGUCUCUUUCAAGUGUUUAUCUGAAGUGAGGGUGAACUGUUCUCUAAAAUUGUUGAUUAAUCUUCCCUGUAGAUAUACGCUGUAUAUAAGGUAUAUCUUUAUGUAUCUCUUUAGUCAGUGCUAGCAGUUGACUUGUAUAUGUUUCUUGCUGCUUGGAGGAAGACUUCCCUUUCUUCUGGAGCUAUUACAUACCGUUUGCAUGCUGUCAAAUUGUCAUUUGUAAAGUCUUCCUUAUGGUGUGUUCUGCUAAAAUCAUAGAAUGGUUAGUGAUUGGAAGGCACCUUAAUGAUCACACAAUCACAGAAUGGGUAAGGUUGCUCAGAGCUGGCCUCUGGGCUGCAAGUGUACAUUGACAGCUCAUGUUGAGUUUUUUGAUCCACAAACAUCCUGAAGUCUCUCCCCAGGCCUAGUCUUGAUCCCUUCUGUACCCAGGCUGUAUUUAUGCGGGGAUUGCCUCGAUCCAGGUGCAGGACCUUGCACUUGGCCUCUUUGAACUUCCUGAGGUUUGCACAAGCCCCCAUUUAAAGCCUGUCAGGGACCCUCUGGAUGGCUUCCCUUCCCUCCAGCUCAUCAACUGCGCCACACGGCUUGGUGUCAGCAGCAAACUUGCUGGGGUGCUCUCAGUCCUACCCCCAGUAAAGAUGUUAAAAAUUUCCAUUUCAGUGCCGCUGCCUGAGGAGAAUCCACUCCUCACUGCUUUCUGUUGGAUAUUGAGCUGGUCACCACAACUCUGAGUCUUACCAUCCAGCCAAAUUUUAUCUACUGAAAGGUCCAUCCAUUAAAUCCACAUCUCUCUACCUUACAGGACAGUGUCAACUGCUUUGCACAAGUCCGUGUAUAUAACGUCCUGUGCUCUUCCCUCAUACACUGCUGCUGUAACCCCAUUGUAGAAGGCCACCAAAUUUCUCAGUCUGUUGUGUGUGCCUCUUCUGGAGACAGAACUGCAUCAGGAACCGUAUUAUGACAUUCAAGAUAAAGCAUAGUUUCCCGAAUGUGGUUUUUAUGGAAUGUACGACAAAAUCUUGCUCUUCCGCCAUGACCCUACCUCUGAAAACAUUCUCCAGUUGGUGAAAUCAGCUGCAGAUAUCCAAGAAGGAGACCUAGUUGAAGUUGUCUUAUCAGCUUCUGCUACAUUUGAAGACUUCCAAAUCCGGCCCCAUGCUCUGUUUGUUCAUUCAUAUCGGGCUCCAGCCUUCUGUGACCAUUGUGGGGAGAUGCUCUGGGGGCUGGUGCGUCAGGGACUCAAAUGUGAAGGAUGUGGUCUGAACUACCAUAAGAGAUGUGCAUUUAAAAUUCCCAACAACUGCAGUGGUGUACGGAAAAGACGCCUGUCAAAUGUAUCCCUGACAGGAGUCAGCACCAUUCGGACGGUUUCUGCAGAGCCCUCACCCAGCGUCUCAGAUGAAGCCCUUCUGUCUCCUGUCAGCCCUGGCUAUGAGCAAAAGACACCAUCAGAAUCAUACACUGGGCGAGAGAAGAGGUCAAAUUCACAGUCCUACAUUGGACGGCCUAUUCAACUAGACAAGAUUUUACUGUCGAAAGUUAAAGUGCCUCAUACUUUUGUCAUCCAUUCCUACACACGUCCAACAGUUUGCCAGUACUGCAAGAAGCUUCUCAAAGGGCUUUUUAGACAGGGUUUGCAGUGCAAAGACUGUAGAUUUAACUGUCACAAACGCUGUGCUCCGAAAGUGCCAAAUAACUGCCUGGGGGAAGUUGCCAUUAACGGAGACCUUCUUAGUCCUGGGGCUGAGUCUGAUGUGGUCAUGGAAGAAGGGAGUGAUGACAAUGACAGUGAAAGAAACAGUGGCUUUAUAGAUGACAUGGAAGAAUCUAUGGCUCAUGAUUCAGAGAUGUCAAUGACAGGAUGCCAUAGUGACAAUGGAGAAAUGCAGGAUGCUGAUCUGGAUCACGAUGAAUCUAACAGGAUGAUCAGCCCUUCAACCAGCAACAAUAUUCCAUUAAUGAGAGUGGUACAGUCUGUGAAGCACACGAAAAGGAGAAGUAGCACAGUAAUGAAGGAGGGUUGGGUGGUUCAUUAUACAAGCAAGGACACACUGAGAAAGCGACACUACUGGAGGCUGGACAGCAAAUGCAUUACACUUUUUCAAAAUGAUACUGGAAGCAAAUAUUACAAAGAAAUCCCAUUGUCAGAAAUUUUGUCUCUGGAACCUGCAAAAACUUUCACUUUGCUGCCUCAAGGAGCCAAUCCUCAUUGUUUUGAAAUAAGCACAGCAAAUAUAGUCUAUUAUGUUGGAGAAAACAUAGACAACCUCUCAAGUGUUCCACUGAAUAACAGUGUUAUCAGCAGUGGUGUCGGCAUUGAUGUGGCGCGAAUGUGGGAGAUGGCCAUACAGCACGCCCUGAUGCCUGUCAUCCCCAAAGGGGCAUCCACUGGGUCAGGAGCCAGCCUGCACAGGGAUAUAUCCAUCAGUAUUUCUGUGUCAAACUGCCAAGUCCAAGAAAACGUGGAUAUUAGCACUGUAUACCAGAUCUUCCCAGAUGAAGUUUUGGGAUCAGGACAGUUUGGAAUUGUUUAUGGAGGAAAGCAUCGCAAAACUGGAAGAGAUGUUGCCAUUAAAAUAAUUGAUAAACUAAGAUUUCCAACUAAACAGGAAAGUCAACUUCGUAAUGAAGUUGCCAUUUUACAGAAUCUUCAUCAUCCUGGGGUUGUAAAUCUGGAGUGUAUGUUUGAGACACCAGAGAGAGUCUUUGUUGUUAUGGAAAAACUCCAUGGAGACAUGCUGGAGAUGAUCUUGUCAAGUGAAAAGGGCAGAUUGCCAGAGAGAAUAACUAAGUUUUUAAUUACUCAGAUCCUUGUUGCUUUAAGACAUCUUCAUUUCAAAAAUAUUGUUCAUUGUGACCUCAAACCAGAAAAUGUGUUAUUGGCAUCAGCUGAUCCUUUCCCACAGGUAAAACUUUGUGACUUUGGCUUUGCCCGAAUCAUUGGAGAGAAAUCAUUUAGGCGUUCAGUUGUAGGAACACCAGCCUACCUUGCUCCAGAGGUUCUGAGAAACAAAGGCUAUAACAGAUCUCUGGAUAUGUGGUCAGUGGGUGUCAUCAUUUAUGUAAGCCUCAGUGGGACCUUUCCAUUCAAUGAAGAUGAAGACAUACAUGACCAAAUCCAGAAUGCUGCUUUCAUGUAUCCACCUAAUCCAUGGAAGGAAAUUUCUCUUGAAGCUAUUGAUCUCAUAAAUAAUUUAUUGCAAGUGAAAAUGAGAAAGCGCUACAGUGUGGACAAGACAUUAAGCCACCCAUGGUUACAGGACUACCAAACCUGGUUAGAUUUAAGGGAACUGGAAUGUAAAAUGGGGGAACGUUACAUCACCCAUGAAAGUGAUGACUCCCGGUGGGAACAGUAUUCAGAAGAACAUGGAUUGCAGUAUCCAGCACACCUUAUCAGUCCAAGUGCUAACCAUAACGAAAACACCAAGCUAGAAGAAACAGAAAUGAAAGCCCUCAGUGAGCGUGUCAGCAUCCUUUAAGUUACAUCCCCUAUAAUCUGUCAAAACACUGUGGAAUUAAUAAAUACAUACGGUCAGGUUUAACGUUUGCCUUGCAGAACUGCCAUUAUUUUCUGUCAGAUGGGAACAAAGCUGUUAUGCUGUUACACUGUUGAUAUAUCUGAGUUGCCAAGACAAAUCAACAGAAACAUUUUUGUGUGACCAACUGUGUUGUAUUUACAAAAGUUCCCAGAAACACUAAACUUGUUAUUGUGAAUGAUUCAUGUUGUAUUUAAUGUAUUAAAACCUGUCUCCACGGUGCCUUUGCAAACUAGUGUUUUUCUUACUUGAGCCUCAUUUUGGUAAGAGAGAACUUUCCCCGGGAAGAUCUUGGGGGUAUUUUGUGCAUCGUUAGUAUUGUAAUUGUAAGCAAACUCUUGAAGAGUAGAUUAUAACUGCUGUUCUGUGAACAACUUCUACCAUUUGGAUAAAAGCUUUAUUUAGUGUUCUAAAAAUAGAAAAGGCAAAAAAUAAUGAAUUGCAUAGAAUUGUACAGUUUCAGAUAACCUGUGUAUUUGUAUGUUCGUGUAUAUAGAUACACAUGCACACAGUAUAACUUGCUCUUAAACCUAAAUGCCUUAGUAAAAUAUCAACUGCAGCAUGUCAGUUGUAUUUCCCCUUUUCUUAAAAUAUUCUUCUCUAUUAUGAAUAUUCUCUAAUAUGUACAUUCAAAAGCUAAAUAACGUGUUGACUUUGUGUAUGUUUUCAAUAAAAGCCUUGUUAAAAUAGGUUCAUUGAUGAAACUGUCUGUUUAAAA
This is a messenger RNA of Camarhynchus parvulus, 6142 nucleotides long. It is a transcript of the gene PRKD1, whose product is annotated as protein kinase D1. Lineage: Eukaryota; Metazoa; Chordata; Aves; Passeriformes; Thraupidae. The transcript has 20 exons. The record is from RefSeq and is a predicted model, not a curated record. Gene Ontology annotation, molecular function: protein serine/threonine kinase activity; ATP binding. Gene Ontology annotation, biological process: protein phosphorylation. Bases 2893 to 5367 code for a protein of 824 amino acids.